AUGGCAGACAAGAUCCGGAAUUUCUACCAAUCGAGUCCGAACUCGGGGAUGCACUACUAUCUCCACCAUACCGCUGGAUCACUGGCCAUAGAUCGUAGAGACAAGGUGUUUGCUAUCUUAGGCCUUGCUACGUUGGGCCAAUCGUCAUUUAUUCCGGACUACACGAAGGCUUUGAGCAGCUACCUCGCCACUCUUUACAACGCCGAAGAGAUGAGGACGUGGGAAGAGGGCUUAGAUGAAAUUGAGAGCUUCAACUGGAGCACAGAGAUCGACAAUAUCCAGUGGGAGCAAGACAAUGGAUCUGAAGGCCUUCGCAAGAAGAACACAGCAACGUUACAGUCUACCGUCCCUCCAGAGGUCGAAUAG
Molecule: messenger RNA, 366 nt
Organism: Mytilinidion resinicola
Lineage: Eukaryota; Fungi; Ascomycota; Dothideomycetes; Mytilinidiales; Mytilinidiaceae
Exons: 2
Coding region: 1-366 (121 amino acids)
Source: RefSeq, a predicted model, not a curated record